AGAAACCAUCCGGCGGAAGUGCCAGUGGUGCUGUCGGCAAUAGGACCCGGCGUUGCAGACGAGUACUACAGCAGUGACCGCCGUGCGCACAGGGCAUAUGUAACGCCGGUAGCUUACACUUUGCCAGCGGCUGCACGGUGCCCGGGACCUCUGCGUGUUAUCUUCAACGGCUAGGCCCUGCUCCCCAAUGGCUGGCAUCAAAGGUAUAUUCCCCAGACAGCAUUACAGCUCUGAUCAGCCUUUCAUUUGGAGGGGCAAUUGGACUGAUGUUUCUGAUGCUGGGAUGUGCGUUGCCACAAUAUAACUCCACAGGUAGAAGGCACUCUGAGACUCGUGAGUUAAAUCGUGCAACAGCAGACAGUGUUGAUAGCCAACGUUUCAGCAUGUACUGGCCACUGUUUGUGCUUUUUUUCUACAUAUUGGCACCUAUUCCAUACUGCAUAGCAAAGCGAGCUGUAGAUGAGACGGAUGCUGCAAGUAAUGCAUGCAAGGAACUGGCAAUAUUCCUCACAACCGGCAUAGUUGUCUCGGCAUUUGGACUGCCUGUUGUGCUUGCCCGAGCGCAUGUGAUUCUUUGGGGGUCAUGCGCACUGGUUCUCACUGGAAACGCGGUCAUCUUCUCUACCAUUUUAGGCUUCUUCCUAGUAUUUGGAAGCAAUGAUGACUUCAGUUGGCAGCAGUGGUGAGGUACAAUGCAGAACUGCUCUCUGCAGGCAGCCAUGACUGACGCCAGCCAGCCAUUAGAUAAGACAGAGCUCAGAAAGAACUGUAGCGUCACUCUGGAACUAGCAUGUGGACUCUUGCCACAUUGUUUAAUUCAUGCUUUUGCCAUGGAUGUGCAGCAUAGCUUGCCAGAACAUUGCUUUAACCAAGAAAAAAUUAGUACUUCCUUGGUGUAAUUAAGAUGUUCAUUUGUAUUCAUUAUUUUUGUGAAGGUUUUUUUUUUUUCCUUUUUUUUUGUUAGAAUAACUUUCUUUAUUAUAAGUGGUUCUUGUUAAUACAUAAUUUUUACAACAUUGUUUUUUUUUUUCCCUUCUUUAUAAUGGAUUUUUUUAUUUUUUUCAUUCCUUGCAUGAAGUGAAGUCUUGAAUCAAAUGAGAAAUGCCACAAAAUGCACUUUUUUAUUUUAGUUGGUUAAAUGUAGAUAUUUGUAUUUUCUUAGUUUUUAUGUGUUUUAUACAUUUUCGCAUCCCAUACGUAUGACUCACUGAGAUGUAUUUAUUUGGGGUUUUUUGUCCACUUUAGAUGCUCCUUUUGUUGAUGGCGUAAAACUAAUUUUUUGCAUAUUCUGUAAAGAAAAGGCUAAACGCCAGCACUGAUUAGCUGUGUGUCCCAAAGCACAUGUACAAUAAUAAAUCGAGAUUUUGGUGAAA
Molecule: messenger RNA, 1373 nt
Organism: Pseudophryne corroboree (corroboree frog)
Lineage: Eukaryota; Metazoa; Chordata; Amphibia; Anura; Myobatrachidae
Gene: LEPROTL1
Product: leptin receptor overlapping transcript like 1
Exons: 6
Coding region: 267-686 (139 amino acids)
Biological process (GO): negative regulation of growth hormone receptor signaling pathway; late endosome to vacuole transport via multivesicular body sorting pathway
Cellular component (GO): endosome
Source: RefSeq, a predicted model, not a curated record